AUGGCUCCCAAUAGGUUUCGACCACCAGUAAACCGGAAACUGGCAAAUUCACAAAAUCCACACCGAAAGCCAAACUGUUUUAGGACGAUAUGGAAGGCCGGUCUUCCACCGAGAUUACCAGUGCUUUUGUUGUUGAUUGGAGGCUUGAUAAUGUACUCUGCGUUUUGGUUGAGUAAACAGACUUUUGAGAGUUCUCGCCAUCAUACAGCAUCUACUGCUACUGAUCAGCCACAGGAGAAACUGCAUCUUGUAACAUACGUGACCAAACCUGCUGGUGUUGGAUUUUGCAGGUUUUUGAAAUCUGCACUCGCUGUUGGAUACGAACCCAUUGUUUUAGGAGGAUCUAAAAAUGCUGAGAUGAGUGGAGAGCCUGCUAAGAAGGCUAAAGUUGGUGGUUAUAGACAAUACAUUGACAAACACGUAAAAGACACCGACCUCGUGCUUCUCGUCGACGGCUACGACGUAUACUUCCAACUAGGCCCGACCUACAUGCUCUCCAAAUACUACUCCCUGACAUCCAAAUCCCCAGCCACCCCUAUAAUAGCAUCUGCAGAAAAAGGAUGCUGGCCCUUCAUAAUGUAUGGCGAAACAGGACACGAUCUAUGCCGUCUCGCACCAAUCCCACCGAUACCCUCCGACCUGUACCCAACCGUAACCGACCCAAACGACAAGGAACCAUGGAGCAAGCGCACCACACCACCACGAUGGCUCAACGCCGGUACCAUCAUCGGACGUGCACAUGUCACGAUAAAUGCAACACUGGCAUACGGAAUGCGAGACCUCUUCGACGGAAUCACAGGCUCGGAGCUUGAGGCUGCGUUUGACGACCAGGGGGUCCUCCUCGAGCGUUUCCUGCACGCAAAGCAUGGCAUCGCGCUGGACUAUAUGAGUGAUUUGUUUCAGACAUUCGAGGCUGCUGUGAAUGAUAUCCAGAUACGGAAUGUGACUAGUCCGGAUGUGAGCGAUAAGGGUGUUGUGAAGAGGUUUUGGCAGAAUGUGUAUACCAGGAGUAUACCCGCGAUACUGCAUUUUAAUGGGGAGGGGAAAGGUGGUGGGGUUAUGGAUGAGAAGUGGAGAGGGUUGUGGUUUGUGGGUGGUGAGCGGCCGUUUGUGCCGAGUCCUCAUCAGGGUUAUUUUGAUGAGGACCGUCUCUUUAUAUCAUAUGAGAGUGCCUGCGGUGAAAAUGGCACUUCAUAA
This is a messenger RNA of Synchytrium microbalum, 1197 nucleotides long. RefSeq lists its product as uncharacterized. The record is from RefSeq and is a predicted model, not a curated record. The coding region runs from base 1 to 1197 and encodes 398 amino acids. The transcript has 4 exons. NCBI's taxonomy places the organism in Eukaryota, Fungi, Chytridiomycota, Chytridiomycetes, Synchytriales, Synchytriaceae.